This is a messenger RNA of Trichoderma citrinoviride, 1431 nucleotides long. RefSeq lists its product as hypothetical. NCBI's taxonomy places the organism in Eukaryota, Fungi, Ascomycota, Sordariomycetes, Hypocreales, Hypocreaceae. The coding region runs from base 1 to 1431 and encodes 476 amino acids. The transcript is spliced from 4 exons. The record is from RefSeq and is a predicted model, not a curated record.
AUGAUGCAGCCGUCUCGGCAGGCGGCGAUGGCGGCGCUGCUAGCGAUCGCUUCGUUCGGGACGCUGGUGCAGGGCCACGACCACCACGAAGGCGGCGAGAGCCACAUUCCCGAGGGCGAGGCGAUUUCACUGGAACCCAUCGACUCAAUCCUUUGGAUCCACAUCUUCAUCCAGAUGCUCGCAUACGGCGUCAUCUUCCCGGUGGGCAUGGUCUUUGGUAUUACAAAGUCUCGAUGGCACGUCCCGACGCAGAUUCUAGGCUCCAUCCUCGCUGUUGUCGGCUUCUUCCUCGGCCAUGCGCAUAAAGGGCGCGAGUUUGUCGGCAACAAUGUGCACGCCGUCUUCGCCAACAUUCUGCAGUUCCUGCUCGUCGGCCAGGUCGUGCUGGGCCUGUACUUGAAGCUUCACUGGGAGAAGGGCGCCCUCGGCUUGAUUCGCAAGUUUGUUCGACCCUUGCACUCCGUGAUUGGCAAGGCGAUGCCUCUUCUCGCAUGGGUGCAGAUGAUCUUUGGAGGCAUUACCACCCUCGGCUUCUGCCAGGGCGACCACGUUGGCCAAUGCGCAGCCCACUUCAUCAUGGGCGGUGCAUUCAUCGCCUACGGAAUCAUCCUGACCAUCAUCCUCCUCGCCGGACAAGUCUGGAUCCGCCGCACCGGGCGAUCGCAAGAGUUCUACGACAGCGCCGUCAUUGCGGCUUGGGGCUGCGUCAACACCUUCACAGAACACCGCUGGGGUACCGACUGGGUCAAGAACGAUUGGCAGCACACCACGAUGGGCGUCAUCUGGUGGUGCGCGGGUUUGGCGGGUAUCUGGCUUAGCCGAGAUCGCGACGGCAACCCGAAGCGCAACUUUAUCCCCGGAUUCGUCAUCCUCAUCACGGGCUGGGGCAUGUCUGCGCACCCCCAGGAGCUCAUGGUCAGCGCCAUGACGCACACCAUGUUCGGCUACACCCUGAUGGCCGCGGGUGCUGCGCGCAUCAUUGAGAUUGCCUUUAUCCUCAAGGAUGCUCAGUCGCUGUCCGACGACGGCCGCUCCUGGAACAGCUUCCAGUACAUUCCGGUUUUUCUCCUGUAUGCGGCCGGCUUCCUCUUCAUGGGCGCAACCGAACAGCAGAUGGCCCUCAUCGACAGCUCCAGCAUGGACGUCAUCUCGUACAUCCUCAUCCUGUACUCCCUCGCCUUCCUGGUCUUUUUGUUCGCCAACAUGCUCAUCCACCUGUACGACCGCCUGUCAAACCCGCCUUUGAACACAAAGGGAUUCGCCAACGGCCAUACGCAUGUGAACGGGCGGGCUGUAGAAGAUGGCCAUAUCCGCGCGGCAGAGGAGUUUGAGCUUGACGGAUUGUCGACGGACGACGAGGACGACGAGAGGCAAGGGAUGCUGGCAGGCGAGGGGGCUGCUCCCAAACGACCUGCUCCAGCCCAAACAUGA